AAAAAAAAUAUUUAAUUUCCUCCCAAUCCAUUACACGUCGCAAUCGUCGUUUUCCCCCUCAAUUUCUCACCACCCACGAACGCAAUAAUCCUCACCAUUAGAGUCCAUCUAUUGGAAGACUGUCAUCAUGUCGAAAAUCACAGUCGCCGGAGUGCGUUCCAACGUCGGUGAUCUACUUGAUUACUCCCUCAACACUAAGAAGCGCAACUUCCUUGAGACUGUCGAGCUCCAGAUCGGCCUCAAGAACUAUGACCCUCAGCGUGACAAGCGUUUCUCCGGCACCAUCAAGCUGCCUGCCAUCCCCCGCCCUAACAUGAGCAUCUGCAUCUUGGGUGACCAGCAUGAUCUCGAUCGUGCCAAGCACGGCGGUGUCGAUGCCAUGUCUGCCGACGACUUGAAGAAGCUCAACAAGAACAAGAAGCUCAUCAAGAAGCUCGCUCGCAAGUACGAUGCCUUCGUUGCUUCUGAGGCUCUCAUCAAGCAGAUUCCUCGUCUCUUGGGACCCGGUCUGUCCAAGGCCGGUAAAUUCCCUACGCCCGUCUCCCACUCCGACGACCUUACUGGCAGGAUCAACGAAGUCAAGUCCACCAUCAAGUUCCAGCUGAAGAAGGUUCUCUGCAUGGGUGUCGCUGUCGGAAACGUCGGCAUGACCGAGGAUGAGCUCGUCGGCAACAUCAUGUUGGCUAUCAACUACCUUGUCUCGUUGUUGAAGAAGGGCUGGCAGAACGUUGGUAGCUUGACCAUCAAGGCUACCAUGUCUCCCCCCAAGCGUCUCUACUAGAUUAGAUGUCGCAUAAGGUCAUUGGAGGAUGUAGUACUGAACGUGCUGGUAUUUAGAUUCUAGUAGUAGCACACAGAUAGCCAAUCCACCGAACCUCCAGGCAACAAAA
Messenger RNA from Annulohypoxylon maeteangense, 890 nucleotides. RefSeq names its product 60S ribosomal protein L10a. Bases 128 to 781 code for a protein of 217 amino acids. The transcript is spliced from 4 exons. Gene Ontology annotation, molecular function: RNA binding; structural constituent of ribosome. Lineage: Eukaryota; Fungi; Ascomycota; Sordariomycetes; Xylariales; Hypoxylaceae. Gene Ontology annotation, biological process: translation. The record is from RefSeq and is a predicted model, not a curated record. Gene Ontology annotation, cellular component: large ribosomal subunit.